AUGUGGACCCUAGCUCUUAUUCUUUGUUUGGGAAAUAUUUUCAUCGCAGGCGAAGCUUCUGAUCAGCAUUCAGAGCCAUCCCCUGUAAUCCCACUCUCAGAAACGGCCUCCCCUGCUCUUUUAAUACUGGAAAAACAGAAAUCCAACAGCUCAAUUCAUCCACCCCAAGUAGCAGGACCAAAAACACAGCACCCUCCUAUGUGCCUGGAGCCGGCUGGAAUCAGAAGCGCCUUCAAAUACAUCAAUACCGUGGUGUCUCUUGUUGUUUUUGUGGUUGGCAUCGUGGGGAAUUCGGCCUUGCUGAGAAUCAUAUACGUAAACAAAUGCAUGAGGAGCGGACCAAAUAUUCUCAUCGCGAGUCUUGCUUUGGGCGAUCUGCUCCACAUUGUGAUAGACAUACCAAUCAAUGCGUACAGGCUCAUGGCAGAAGAUUGGCCUUUUGGGUUGUUAUUGUGCAAGCUCGUCCCCUUCAUACAGAAAACCUCUGUUGGAAUCACAGUUCUGAGCUUAUGUGCUUUAAGUGUUGACAGAUACCGAGCUGUAGUGUCCUGGAAUCGAAUCAAAGGCAUUGGAGUUUCAGUGUGGACGGCAAUCGAAAUAACUCUUAUAUGGGUUAUUUCUAUUCUGCUGGCGGUGCCUGAAGUUGUCGGCUUUGAUAUGAUAACUAUGGAAUAUAAAGACAGGCACCUGAGAAUAUGUCUGCUUCAUCCCAUGCAAACCACACAAUUCAUGCAGUUUUACAAAUCAGCUAAAGACUGGUGGCUCUUUGGCUUCUAUUUCUGCAUGCCCCUGGCUUGGACCGCCAUCUUCUAUGCACUCAUGACCAGGAAAAUGCUGAGAAACACUGAGAAUACUCUCAGCGAUCACACCAAGCAGAGACGAGAAGUUGCGAAAACUGUCUUCUGCCUUGUGAUCGUGUUUGCACUUUGCUGGUUGCCUUUAUACUUAAGCAGGAUACUUAAGUUAACCAUAUAUGAUGAGAGGGAUCCUAAGAGGUGUCAGCUACUGAGUGCCUUUCUUGUCCUGGACUACUUUGGCAUCAAUAUGGCAUCUCUCAACUCGUGCAUCAACCCGAUUGCAUUAUACAUAGUCAGCAAAAGAUUUAAAAGAUGCUUCAAGGCAUGUCUGUGCAGCCCGUGUCUCCCUCUCCAAGCUGUUACCCAUGACGAGGUGCAGUCUGUUUUGAAGUCCAGAAUGCAGGAUCAAGCCUCAGAGCAGAGCUGCAACAUCAAAGCUCCCAAGCAGACUUCCACACCUCCACCUGAGCAGGAGAACACCUUACUGUGUUAG
Messenger RNA from Cheilinus undulatus (humphead wrasse), 1290 nucleotides. It is a transcript of the gene ednrbb, whose product is annotated as endothelin receptor type Bb. Lineage: Eukaryota; Metazoa; Chordata; Actinopteri; Labriformes; Labridae. Gene Ontology annotation, molecular function: endothelin receptor activity. Bases 1 to 1290 code for a protein of 429 amino acids. Gene Ontology annotation, cellular component: membrane. Gene Ontology annotation, biological process: vasoconstriction; regulation of blood pressure; G protein-coupled receptor signaling pathway. The record is from RefSeq and is a predicted model, not a curated record. The transcript is spliced from 7 exons.